Molecule: messenger RNA, 927 nt
Organism: Parasteatoda tepidariorum (common house spider)
Lineage: Eukaryota; Metazoa; Arthropoda; Arachnida; Araneae; Theridiidae
Source: RefSeq, a predicted model, not a curated record
GCUGUCAACUAAAUGAUUCUAAAAGAGCGGCAGUGGUUUUAGAACUGUAGCUCUUCUUGUAUACUAGUACUUUACUUUCACUGGUUCAAUACAAAGAUACUACAAAGUAUAACAUUCUUGUGUUUGUUCCAUAACUUUAAUAGAUCCUCUUUAACAUUGGUUUUGUUAAAUUGAAGAUUGCAUUGUCAAGCAUUGAUUAAGAUAAUAAUUCUGAAGAAUAUCAUGAUCAAGUUGUUCUUAAAAUUUCCUCUUGGAACUUUUUUGACGGCGACUUUAUAUAUGGCAGCAGCAUCCCUUGGAGAAAUUCACGUCGAUUCCAUGUCUGAGGAUUCCAUGACUGAGUACUUGGAUGAAAAGAAUCCACACUAUUCUCUCCCAGCUAUUUUAAAACUUGCCAAAGAGUUGGAUUUCAAGCAAAGUGGAUAUAAGUCCAACAUUCCGAACCCAAAAACUGAGAGAUUUUGGCGGUUUCUAUCUUCUAAUAGUGCUCUGAAUCAUUAUGCCAAAAAACGAAUGACUGACAGCAUAAAAAAGAGGAAAUUUCCGGAAGUCGACUCUCGAGGUUUUGACAGCGAUAUAUUUGACGAAGGAUUCGGUGACUGGUCACCGAUGAAGCGAUGGUGAUAACUUUGAAAAAAUCAUUUUUCUUCAGAUGUGCGCUCUUAAAACAAAUAUAAUUAUUUCAACCAUCUUUUUCAGUCGUUACUAUAUAUUUCCUUUUCAAUUUGGAAAUUGAUAUCGCAAUAGCCUGUUAAAGGGCUUAUUAUGCGUACGAUUUUGAUGAAUUUCUUAAGUACAAUAGCAGAGAAGAAUCUGUAAUCAGUUGUUUUUGUCUGUAUUUUUGACUGUUCAUGUUUGAUCUUAUUCAUAUGUAUAGAAUUUUUCGAGGUAUUUUUCUGUCAUAGGAAAUAAAUUAGUUUUUGUUGA